AUGCAGAGCCAUGAAUUCCUCCCCCCCGCCCCCGGGGCCCCCCCCGGCCCUCUGCAGCUCUGGCAGGAGGAGAACCAGACCCAAGGCGGGCUCUGGAAUGGGAGCCAGGAGCUGGCUUGGGAAGAGCUAGAGAAGAUGCUCUUCCUCUUCGUGAAGGAGCCCGUCACCAUCAGCCUCACGGCAAUGUACCUGGUGUCCUUUGUGGUGGGCUUCGUGGGCAACAUCAUGUCCAUCAGGGUGCUCACCCGGAAGCGCCGGAGCCGGGUGUCCAGCCUGAGUGCCACCCGCAGCCUCCUCAUCAACCUGGCGGUGUGUGACCUCAUGGUGGUGUGCGUCUGCAUGCCCAUUACCGUGGGCAACCUCAUCUACAAAGCCUGGGUGUACGGGGACUUCCUCUGCCGGGCAGUGCCCUUCAUCCAGGCUGUUUCUGUCUCUGCCAGCGUCCUCAGCCUGACUGUCAUCAGUGUGAACCGGUAUUACAGCGUGCACAAUCCACUCAACGCCCGGUCUUUCUUCACCCAGAAGAGGAUCCUCAGCACCAUCCUGGUGGUGUGGUUGUUGUCCUCAGGGAUAUGCAUGCCCCUCAUCUUCAUGAACAAACGGGAUGAGAUUGGGGUGGUGGAGGGCUUGCCUCUGGUGUUUUCCAUCUGCAGGGAGAUUUGGCCUCAGGAGAGGCUCAAGCAAGCCUACAACUUUCUGCUCUUCUGUGCCCUCUACUGCCUGCCGGUCCUGUUCAACAUGGUCAUCUGCUUCCUCACAGUGCGCCGGCUGUGGAGCCGCAGCAGCCAGCUGAAGGAGAGCACUGCCCUGAACCGAUCUCUGCCAGCCUCCAGGCUGAAGAUCCGGAAGAAGGUAGCGCAGAUGGUGGUGGCCCUGGUCCUGCUGUUCGCAAUUUCCUGGCUGCCCGUCUACCUGAUGGACAUCUGGAUUGACUUCAACAUCCCCAAAUCUUUGCAGGAUGUUACUCCUUCUCCUUGGAUCCUGCAGCUCAGACCUUUUGCCCAGUGGCUUGGCCUCACCAAUUCCAGUCUCAACCCUAUAUGCUACUGCUUUGUUGGGAACCUCUACAGGUCAGCCAAGGAAAUGAAGAGCAAAUACCACCAAAGAAUGGUCUCUCUCUUUAACUUCUCUCUGUCCGAAGGGACAACCCGUUCCUCGGUCCCAGAGCUGCUCUCUUACCAGAGUUCGAUGGAGCCUGCAAGGAAAGGACCCUCUGCCACCCCCGUCAUGGGCAGAAGAUGUCAGGGAGGUCAUGGCCGCAAGAACAAGUGUGGACGGUUGAACUCCUGCCAGCAUCCACCUCUGAACACUGUCUCCAGUGAGAACACUUCCUUGUAA
Gymnogyps californianus (California condor) is the source of this 1338-nucleotide messenger RNA. Its product is annotated as galanin receptor type 1-like. The coding region runs from base 1 to 1338 and encodes 445 amino acids. Gene Ontology annotation, molecular function: peptide binding; G protein-coupled receptor activity. The transcript has 2 exons. NCBI's taxonomy places the organism in Eukaryota, Metazoa, Chordata, Aves, Accipitriformes, Cathartidae. Gene Ontology annotation, cellular component: membrane. The record is from RefSeq and is a predicted model, not a curated record. Gene Ontology annotation, biological process: neuropeptide signaling pathway.